Messenger RNA from Cyprinus carpio (common carp), 2703 nucleotides. Its product is annotated as glycerol-3-phosphate dehydrogenase 1-like protein. Gene Ontology annotation, biological process: carbohydrate metabolic process; glycerol-3-phosphate catabolic process. Gene Ontology annotation, cellular component: cytosol; glycerol-3-phosphate dehydrogenase (FAD) complex. Gene Ontology annotation, molecular function: NAD binding; glycerol-3-phosphate dehydrogenase [NAD(P)+] activity; protein homodimerization activity. NCBI's taxonomy places the organism in Eukaryota, Metazoa, Chordata, Actinopteri, Cypriniformes, Cyprinidae. The record is from RefSeq and is a predicted model, not a curated record.
GUUGAUGACGCAGUCAAAAGUCGACCAACACGUUCCCUCCCACCGAGUAACUGCUUGACUUUAUAGUAUUAUUACCUAUAUUGUUUACUUGAAACACUUAUCCACUUGUGGAAAUUAAAGGUGGUUAUGGCUGCUCCGCUGAAAGUAUGUAUUGUUGGUUCAGGAAACUGGGGCUCUGCAAUUGCAAGAAUUAUUGGCACCAAUGCACAGAAACUCCAGCGCUUUGCCACCACAGUCAAGAUGUGGGUUUAUGAAGAAAUGGUCAACGAGAAAAAGCUCUCUGAGAUCAUCAACACAGAACACGAGAAUGUCAAGUACCUUCCAGGCUACAAACUCCCAGAGAAUGUGGUUGCGGUGCCGCAGCUUCAGGAAGCCGCAGAAGAUGCUGACCUCCUGGUUUUCGUUGUUCCUCAUCAGUUUAUCCGGAAACUGUGCGAUGAGAUGGUGGGCUGUGUUUCGGAUAAGGCUCGUGGAAUUACAUUAAUCAAAGGCAUUGAUGAAGGACCAGAAGGAUUGAAGCUCAUCUCUGAUAUCAUUCGGGAAAAAAUGGGCAUUGAUGUCAGUGUCCUAAUGGGGGCCAACAUUGCCAAUGAAGUGGCAGCUGAGAAGUUCUGUGAGAGCACCAUUGGCAGCAAGGUGUUGGAGAACGGCCUCUUGUUCAAAGAGCUCCUGCAGACGCCUAACUUCAGAAUCACUGUGGUGGAUGAUGCUGACACAGUAGAGCUCUGUGGAGCCCUCAAGAACAUUGUUGCAGUGGGUGCAGGCUUCUGUGAUGGUCUGCAGUGUGGAGACAACACUAAAGCAGCUGUCAUUCGUCUGGGAUUGAUGGAGAUGAUCGCUUUUGCCAAACUCUUCAGCAAAGACGGUUCUGUAUCCUCCGCCACAUUCCUCGAGAGCUGCGGCGUGGCUGACCUCAUCACCACCUGCUACGGAGGAAGAAACCGGCGCGUGGCAGAGGCUUUUGCCAGGACAGGGAAGAGCAUCGAGGAACUGGAGAAGGAGAUGUUAAAUGGACAAAAGCUUCAGGGACCAUUGACUUCUGCUGAGGUCUAUCAUAUCCUCAAACAGAAGGGCCUGGUGGAUAAGUUCCCCCUGUUCACGGCUGUUUAUCAGAUCUGUUUCGAGGACAAACCAGUUCAGGACAUGAUCACCUGCCUGCAGAGCCACCCCGAGCACCUGUAAGAGUACCACAGCGUCCCCCUUCUCCACCACCAUCCCCUGUGGUCUGUUAGGUGGUCCUACCUCCAACAUUUCUCAUUUUCUUCAAUUUUUUUUUUUUUUUACUUAAUAUACUAAUUCAAUGUUCUAUUUUAAAGUUCUCUUUUUGUCCCAGGUCCAUUUCUACUCUAAUGGUUAGGCUUGAACUCAGGGGUUUGUUUCCAACCUAGCAGGUUUGUCGUUAUUAUACAUGACAACGUACUCAAAGAGAUUUUUCAGAAAAGCCAUGCGUUGUUAUCUGUUCUGUUUGAGCCUUUUUUUCUCUCUGUCUGACUGCCCUCAUGUGGAUGGCCCACAAUAUCACCUCACUGACAGACGAGAUGAAAUGCCUCUUUUAAAUGACGAUCGAGAUCUCAUUAUAGAGGCUCACUACAUGUCCAUAUUGAGAGCAACACGACACGACUAGAACCGUUACAAUCUUUAAGAUUCUGUAGAACCAGCAUAAUACCAGUUUUUGACACUUUUAUACAUCGUUUAACACAAGGACAAAGCUGGGAUUAAACCACUUUUAUUAUUUCAGUUCUUAAUUGCUUAGUUUCAUACUGAUAAGUGUUAAAACUGCCAUUUACACUGAACUUUUUAAGGGCAUGGUAGAUGAAGUAAAACUAGAUUUCUGUGAAGAUGCCUUUUAACUCCUCACUGGUCAGGAACAGUGCUCACAGAUCAACGAAUACUUGAAUGGAAUUUUUUUUGUUUUGUUUUAAAGGACAAUAUAUUCUAUAAAGGGGGAUCGAAUCAGUCCCCUCAGUUUCCCAGCAACCCUCUUUUAAGACUAAGUGCUUUCAAAACAUAAAAACUUGUUAUAGAAUGACAUAGUUGUCUUUUUAUCAUGUUACAGUAAAAAUAAUAGUGUUGCAUAUUUAAGCUUCAAGAAUGCAUUGAAACCCCCAAUCAUUCAAGCCCUAAAUAGUAACCGUUUUAGCAUCCUGAUCAACUACCAUAUCUACAGUUCCUGUUGUAAUAACUCACAUUUCUAUGAAGAUUAGCGGUAAAAUACUAAUUAAAUCUUUAGUUGUACUAUGAAAAAAAAUGAAGGAAUGGUUUAGUAAGAUCUGUGGUUUUCUAAUGAGGGAGUGUAUUACGGGAGCAGUUAGUGUUUAAAUCCAUAAUGGCCUUCUUUUUAGCACUAUUCUGUGCUUGCAGAUCUGUUAGGUCAUACCUAACUCAAGACUAGCUCUUAGCAUGUAUCUGUUACAGUGUGUCCUAUUAUUCCGGUGUUGUUUUUAUUCUUUUCAGUUUUUAUGUAAGACUUUAAUUCAUCCAAGUAUUCAGCUGUGGAAAUGUUGCAGUGUACUGAGUCUAACACUCCAGUGGAUUAACUGUAUAUGUAUUCAUGUUGAUAUAUGAAACCGUCCUGGUUUUUUUUUCCUUUGAGAAUGUGACCGUUUUUGCAAGUUGUGUGUUCUAACAAAUCUCAACAAGGCUGAACGUUGAAACAAAUGCUGCUUUGGAAAGUAACCAAUAAAAUAAUCUCUGUGCUAAAUA